AUGACUUCAUCAAACGUCAGCAUACCAUCGACGUUUGCCGAUGCAUUUGGAUUUGACGAUAAUAGCUUGAAAACUAUUAGCGUUCCUGUGACAACAAACGGCAAUAUAGAACAGAUCUCUGACCCGUUCAGUAAUCAUUACGAUCAAAUCACAUCGACUAGUGGUGCCGAUAUUGAUCCAUUCGGUGUGUCGGGCAAUAUAAAACUGUCCGCUUCUUCGCAAAAAUUCGAUGAUGUACCAUUUACAACAGAUAAUUUUGCAACAGUUUCCAAUGAUGCGAAAGCGACGGAAAAUGAUGAUGAAGAAUCUGUUCGUCCGCGUAGUGGAAAAGAAGCAUUGCUAUCGACCAAUUGGGCUGCUUAUCAGCAACCUUUACCAGCUCGUAGUCAAGAACCAAUACCAGUCACGUUAGAUAAACAAACAAAUGCCUUCACGGACUUCUUUUUAGAUUCAUUUCAACCUCAGUCUCAAUCACAACAGCAGCAAUUAAAACCUAAUGCAAAUGGAAUAGGACCGCAGCAACAACAAUUUUUAUCAUCAAAUUUGGGGUUUCCCAUACCUCAUUCAAAAAGUAUUAAUUUAAUGAAUCCAUUUUCUGUACCGACAUCUAUAGCGUCGGCAUCGACAAUGAAUACAAAUCAAGUUUCACCAGUCGAUUUAUUGUUUGAUGUUGAUGUUGAUCUUAGCUCUUUACCAGUAACAAGUAACGAUUCAACAGCAAUUCCAAAUCGCGUCCAGUCGUCAUACGACUUGCUUGGAUUAACUCAUCCCCAUCUACAACAACAAUCAAAAGUUCUUAAAAGUGAUAGUCUAAGUAACAUAACCAAUGCAUCACCUUCCGCAACUAAAACAUUAACCGCAGCCUCUUCUUUAAAAAAUUUGUUACAACCAUCACAACAACAACAACUGGUGUCACCCACUUUGUUACGCUUACAAACGUCGAGCACAUCAUUAGCAUCAGGCAGUAGUUCUACACCUUUUGAUGAUAAAUUUCUUGAUUGGAUAACAGAAUCAGAUGAUCUUAUGUGCUCAGUAGAUCCGAAAUUACUUGGCUCAUCGAAAAAAAUCGAUAUUAACAUGAUGAAAUCAACAGAAGAUUUAUUGGGUUCAAUAUAUAAGCCUAUUCCAACAUUAACAACUGGUCUACCACCACAGCAACAAGCACUUCCAACGUUAAAAGAAUCAUCAUUAGAAAUUACUACGCCUACAGCCGUACCAACAAUCCUACCUGUUCGUCGUCCAUCAAUUGAAAAUUUACCCGAAAUCCUCAUACAUGAACCAACGAAUGAAAUGAAUGAUAGCAAUGUUGUACCUGAUGGUUAUUUUGCUGCGAAAAAAGAGUCACCGCGUUCUAGUAAAAUUAUACCGAUAAAAAAACCAUCAAUGAGUGAUGAAUCUGAAGACGAUGAUGAAGAUUUACCAAAACAAAUGAUAUUUUCAAUUGACGACAAGAGUAAACAAAAUUUACGCGCCAUACCUGCUAGUCCUAUGCCUUUACUUCCACCGCCUCCCUCUCCAUCUCAAAUGAAAAAGACGACGACGAUCAAUGUGGGGCAUAAAAAUAAAAAUUCAAAAAAAGCAGCAAUUAGUGACGAUGCUAGUUCAUCGUCAUCAGCUUCGGACGAUAAGGAAGAUGAUGAUGAUCCUUUAGCAAUGUUUCGUACAAAAUCAUUAAAAAAUAAAAAAACAGAUAAACCAGAAGAAACACCAACAAAUUUAAUUAAUGACUGGUUUAACGAUGAUGAUAAACCGAUAACAGAAGAAAGAAAAACUUCUGUAUCACAAACUGAAAAGGUUUCAGCAUCACGCGCAUCACCACCACCCAUCUAUCUUUACGAAGAAAAUGAUGGUUUACCAUUAGAAGCAUAUCACAACGAUAUAAACGACUUACAAUUACAACAAUUAAAUGGUUGGUUACUUCAUAUUCGUACACCACUGAGACAAAAAGAUUUAUACAAAAGUACAUUUCAACGUAUCAGUGAAACACGUACAUGGCAAGAAUGUUAUGUUCGAAUAUUUUUUGAUGAAAAAAAAUUACGUUUUUAUUUACCACAAACCAUUGAACAACCAUUUGCUGAAAUUGAAUUACAAUCAUAUUAUCAAUUAACAAAAUUUAACUUACAACAAUAUGAUCAAUAUACAAAAAUUCAUACAAUAAAAAUAUUUGAAGCCAAUUAUCGUGAAAUACCUCAAGUACGAAUUGAACGUUUGGUAACAUUACCAGAAAAAUUAAUACGAAAAUUUACUCGUCCAAAUAAACCACAACAAUUUCUAUUAGAUCAUGCAAAUUGUGUUCAACAAGAAAUUGUUAAAUUUGGUCAACUAAAUUAUUCAUAUUUGAAAAAAUUUUCAAUUAUAUUAGAAGAUUUAUUUUGGACAAUGCCCGUUCCACGAAAUCGUAUUCAGAAACAUAUUAAAGAAGAAGUAACAGUAAAAGUUGUUGAUGAAUAUCAAGCAAAUAUUGAUCGUUAUCGUCAUAUUUUAUCGCAUAAAUCGCGUACAAGAAUAUUCGUAUUGGCAUUUUUAAAUGGUUAUACACCAACGGUUGAAAUUGGUAUUAAUGAUUGGUUUCGACAUGGUAAAGAAAUAAAUAAACGAAGUGAAAUAAUAUUAAAUAAAACCUUACAAGAAUAUUGGAUUAAACCAGAACAAUGUGAAUUAUCAACAGUCAUUGAUAAAACGGAAUAUGAGAACACUCAUUUAUUAAAAUUUACACCACCAGAUAGUCAAAAAAUAGAAAUUAUACGAUUUAGAACAAGACCAAGACAAAAUAUUGAAUUACCAUUACAAGUUUAUUGUUUUAUGUCAGUGUUGCAACGACAAGUAUCAAUUCGAAUCGAAUUAAUUGUAUCUAGUUUUUUUAAUCGUAAUUUAUUGUCAAAAGUUGUAGAUGUUGCAACAUCAUCAUCAAAAGAAGAUACCGAUGAUCAUUGUCCAUGUCAAGAUAUUCAAAUACGUUUUCCAGUGCCUGAUGCAUGGGUCUAUAUGUUUCGAGUUGAAAAACGAUUUCGUUAUGGUGCAAUUCAUAGUGUUCGACGAAAAGCAGGCAAAAUAAAAGGUCUUGAUCGAUUCAUGGUACAUCGUGGUGAUUCUAUGCCUGUCUUAAUGGCUACAACAAGUGGUACCGCAAAAUAUGAGCAAGCAUUUCGUUCGAUUGUUUGGCGAAUUGAUCAAUUACCGAAAAAAGAUCAAGGAGCCUAUAAGACACAUGCGUUUCAAUGCACUUUAUCAAUACCGACAUUUGAUCCCAUUCCUGAAAAAUAUGAGCCAAUUGCUGAGGUAGAAUAUUCAAUGGCUCAAGCAUUUGUUUCACAAUGUCAGAUUCGUUCUGUAGCCGUGCCAAAUGCUGAAGAGCCACCGGAAAAAUGGGUUCGAUCAAAAACAAAGUUUUCGUAUACAGUAGAAAUUGAAUAUGCAUUUAAAGAUGAAGAAGUAAAAGAAUUUGCACCGGUUGAAAUUGAAAUGAAAGAACAAUCAAUGUCUCAAAGCGAAAACGAAAAUAAUUCUGGAUCAGAUAGCAAUUAA
Messenger RNA from Didymodactylos carnosus, 3525 nucleotides. The record is from the annotation of a GenBank genome assembly. NCBI's taxonomy places the organism in Eukaryota, Metazoa, Rotifera, Eurotatoria, Philodinida, Philodinidae.